Molecule: messenger RNA, 799 nt
Organism: Bufo bufo (common toad)
Lineage: Eukaryota; Metazoa; Chordata; Amphibia; Anura; Bufonidae
Gene: SDHAF4
Product: succinate dehydrogenase complex assembly factor 4
Exons: 3
Coding region: 101-433 (110 amino acids)
Biological process (GO): mitochondrial respiratory chain complex II assembly
Cellular component (GO): mitochondrion
Source: RefSeq, a predicted model, not a curated record
GCCGCCCACGUGACUGAUCACAUGGUCAGAACUUUGUAACAGGUCCUUCUGUCUCCCCGCAGAGUUCAGUGUCCGCCUUGCGUUGUUAUUAGCCGGAGCAAUGCGCGCUAUGACUGAGGCGCUGUGCAGAUGGAGCGCUGCUGCCAGGCUCCUACUGCGUCUUCACCCAACAUAUGCUGGACAAUUGGGUGUGGUAAGAGCAGCUAGCAAUAACCCGACACAAAGUGACAGCUCUACAAAGCCACCUCUGAAGAAACCAAAGACCCCUCAAGGACGUUUUGAUGAAACUGAAGAGACUACAAAAGAGAGAGAGCCACUAGAAAGAUUCCCAGACGAUACCAACCCCAUUACAAAAGAGAAAGGUGGCCCUAGGGGGCCCGAACCUACUCGCUAUGGAGACUGGGAGAGAAAAGGGAGAUGUAUAGACUUUUAGUGCUACUAGGAAAAGUGUUUAAAGGGAUUAUGCCAUGAUUAAUGUAAAAAAGGAAAAUCGGACAACAUAUAGUACAUAACAACAGUCUCUUCCUAGAACCAGCCCUAUACCUCACAUGGAUCCAAAGAUCUCCCCAUUCAUUGCUCGCUAUAUUUAUAUCAAGCUGACGGCUCAGGGGGAGUGUCCUUUCUGCUGUAGCUCUCUUCCCAUCACAGCUCAGAAAGCAGUUGAAGGAUGGAACUGAGAAUGUGCGUCUAUGUUUUGAGUAAGGCUAAUUUAACACUGGUGUCAGGGAAGUCCAGCGGGUGAACAGCCUGUCGGAUCUGUCCUGCCGCUAGUUCACGUGUGCCCCUGGACUGCUGCUCC